GAAGAAAUGGCGGUCUUUAGGUUCCUUUGCUUUCCUUUUCACUCGUACUACUCUUGAACCCUUGAAAGAUCCUCUCCUUCCUUCUCUCUCUCUCUCUCUCUCUCAGCUCUCCACUCAAAUCCACUGCUUCUCUGAUUCUGAUUCUCAGCCCCAAAUUGAUGACAUGAAGCGCAGCCUCGACCAUUUCGAAAUCUCCGACGACGAGUGGGAGGAGCACUCCUCCUCCUUCAAGCCCUCCCGCGUCCUCAAGAAGUCGAGGACGCCGACGCCGCCGGCAAUCGAGUCCUUCGCCUACCGGAAGCGCCGAGUCUCCGACGACGACUCCGAUUGCGUCGAGAUUAAGGACGAUUCGGACGACGAUUGCGUGGAGAUCAAGAACGAUUUGGAGGACGACGACGUCGUCGAGGAGGUCCGCCGGCCGGUGACGCGUGGACGGAGGUUUGUGGUCGAGGACGAGGAUAGCGACGGGGAUUGGGCGGAGUUGGAGUCGACGAGUGAGGAGGAGGAGGAGGAGGAGGCGGAGGCGGAGGACGAUGACGUCGUCGGGAGAGCUUUGCAGAAGUGCGCCAAAAUAUCGGCGGAUUUGAAGAGGGAGCUCCAUGGUUCGUCGGCGCCGACGGCGAGUGAUCGGUAUGCUGAAGUGGACGCUUCCUCUGUGAGGAUUGUCACUCAGGAUGACAUUAAUGAGGCAUGUAGAUCAGACGAGUCCGAUUUUCUACCUGUUCUCAAGCCAUACCAGCUGGUUGGUGUUAACUUUCUUCUUCUGUUGUAUCGAAAGGGUAUUGGAGGAGCUAUUUUGGCCGAUGAGAUGGGUCUAGGGAAGACCAUUCAGGCCGUAACGUAUUUGAUGCUAUUGAAACAUUUACACAAUGACCCGGGUCCCCAUUUGAUUGUAUGUCCUGCUUCAGUUUUGGAAAACUGGGAAAGAGAACUUAAGAAGUGGUGCCCAUCAUUUUCUGUUCUCCAGUAUCAUGGGGCUGCGCGAUCUGCAUAUUCAAGGGAGUUGACCUCAUUGGCCAAAGCUGGAAUGCCGCCUCCUUUUAAUGUUAUUCUUGUGUGCUAUUCACUAUUUGAAAGACACAGUGCACAGCAGAAAGAUGAUCGUAAGAUUCUGAAACGUUGGCAGUGGAGUUGUGUUCUUAUGGAUGAGGCUCAUGCUCUGAAGGAUAAAAACAGCUACAGGUGGAAGAACCUAAUGUCUGUUGCAAGAAGUGCAAACCAGCGUCUAAUGCUGACGGGAACACCUCUACAAAAUGAUUUACAUGAGCUAUGGUCAAUGCUGGAGUUUAUUAUGCCAGAUCUUUUUACUACUGAGGAUGUUGACUUAAAAAAGCUAUUAAGUGCUGCCGAUACAGAUUUGAUUAGUCGGAUGAAAUCCAUAUUGGGACCAUUUAUUCUGAGACGUUUGAAAUCUGAUGUAAUGCAACAACUUGUUCCUAAAAUACAACGGGUGGAGUAUGUUAUCAUGGAUAAGGAACAAAAUGAUGCCUACAAAGAAGCCAUUGAGGAGUAUCGUGCAGCUUCACGAGCUCGUAUUGCAAAAACUUCACAGGCUAAUUCAAACAGUAUCGUUGGAGUUCUUCCUCGGCGGCAAAUCUCCAACUAUUUUGUUCAGUUUCGUAAGAUCGCAAACCAUCCUUUACUAGUAAGGCGUAUUUACAGUGAUGAGGAUGUAGUUCGUUUUGCCAGGAAGUUACAUCCAAUGGGUGCAUUUGGCUUUGAAUGUACUUUAGACAGAGUAAUUGAGGAAAUGAAAAGUUUUAAUGACUUCUCUAUCCACCGGCUUUUACUAUCUUAUGAUGUCACUGAUAAGAAGGGAUGUCUUCCAGACGAAGAUGUUAUGCUUUCCGCAAAGUCUCAGGCAUUAGCUGAACUUCUUCCUACACUGAAGCAAGCUGGGCAUCGAGUUCUGAUAUUUAGCCAGUGGACGUCAAUGCUUGAUAUCUUGGAGUGGGCUUUGGACGUGAUAGGGGUUACAUACAGACGACUCGAUGGAAGUACUCAGGUAACAGAAAGACAGACGAUAGUCGAUACAUUCAAUAACGACACUUCUAUAUUUGCAUGCUUGCUGUCAACAAGAGCUGGGGGCCAGGGUUUGAACUUAACUGGAGCUGAUACUGUAGUCAUUCACGAUAUGGAUUUCAACCCACAAAUUGAUCGACAGGCAGAGGAUCGCUGUCAUCGCAUUGGCCAAACAAAGCCUGUUACCAUAUACAGGCUAGUGACUAAGGGUACAGUUGAUGAAAAUGUUUACGAGAUUGCAAAGAGGAAGUUGGUGCUUGAUGCCGCUGUCCUCGAGUCUGGCUUAGAGAUGGAAAAUGAAGGCGAAACAUCCGAGAAGACUAUGGGGGAGAUAUUAUCAAAACUUUUGCUGGGUUAGGAGUUAGGACUUCGAACAUUCAAUCUCUGAAAGAGACUGCAAAGGGAGAAUCUUUUCGUUCCCUUUUCCUAUACUUCUGUGCAGCCCGUUGUGACUUGUAAGGUCCCUUUGUUGUAUCAUUAGAAUUGUUUGAAGAGAAAACAAUGAGUAGCUGUAGGUGGGGUAUACUACAGAGGUGUAAUUGGCCCAAUUGUUCUAGUAGCAACGUAAGUCAGAAAAGAUAUUUCUUCUUA
Molecule: messenger RNA, 2613 nt
Organism: Rosa rugosa (rugosa rose)
Lineage: Eukaryota; Viridiplantae; Streptophyta; Magnoliopsida; Rosales; Rosaceae
Product: protein CHROMATIN REMODELING 19
Exons: 12
Coding region: 164-2380 (738 amino acids)
Cellular component (GO): nucleus
Molecular function (GO): chromatin binding; ATP binding; ATP-dependent chromatin remodeler activity
Source: RefSeq, a predicted model, not a curated record